AUGUCGAAAGAUGCCGCAGAUCCAGGCGAACACUACGCAUUCCUUCUGAAGAAAUGCGUCAAGGUCGUAGAAACUUAUGACCCCAAGAAGACAACUAUCGAUGCAUACAUGGAGGACGCGCCGUUCCUCAAGGACAAGAAGCUUGGGGACACAGAGCUCAAGUUCAUACACCAGGUCUUCUAUGGCUGUAUGCGCUACCACAAAUUCCUCAAGCUUUUUAUUACGAGCUUCAUGUACAAGUGCCCCGCUGCGGCUUUGCGAGCCGAACAGAACAUCUAUUUGGUGCUCGCCUACCUGUUGUUCUUCCGGCUCGAAGAGCUCACUGUUCCGGAGCUUCGCCAGUUUCUACUUUGCGGUUAUGGUGCUGCGCCAGCGAUCAAUGCCCUGAUGCAGUAUGCCUUGAGUGUCGAGGAGCUCGAGAAAUGGGUCAAGGUAGAGUGGUGCAAGUUCUAUGAUGUCGAUUACGUCGAGCAGGACAUCAUCGGCAAGCUGCAAAGCUUCAAGGAGGAGCUCCAGACGACGAGUGACGAGGUGGAGUUUCGGGCGACCGGCACUGUAAAGGCAGCCGAUGGCACUGCCUUGAUUGCAAAGAGUGAGAAGCUCACCCUCGGGGGUUCUGCAAAGAUUUCAGAUUCGAAGCACGUAUGCCCCGGGCUCAAGAUGGAGGGGCAAGCGGGACCUUCGACAGAUGCCCAGAGUAUGUUCCGCAGAUCUUUGGAGGGAUCUCAGACGAAAUGGCAAGCGGUGGAAGCCAUGCUUCGGCAGGAAACGAAGCAGCGCUUCAAACCUCCAAUGCCCGAGCGCCCCCCAUGCAAGCGCUUUUUAAUGGAGGAAGGCUGCCCGUUUGGCAGCAGCUGUACUCAUUUACAUUCCAUCGACGGGAUUCUGGAUGUCCGAGACGGCCCUCUAGAAUCGUGCGGGGCAGCAGAAGUGGCUCCGAAGGUUUUCUUGCACAAGAUGGAGGACCGCAAAGUGGGCAGGGGUUCUAUCUCGCUGCUUGUCCGUACCCUUGCCACAGGCGGUUUUGUGACAGUGGACCGACCCGAGCAUGCUGACCUCCUGCUUUCCAAUGCUUUUCCUUCUGUAAGUCUCCUUUCGAAGCUUCGUCCGGGGUGCACGAUCAACCACUGGCCAGGUGAGUACGAGUUGUGCAGCAAGGACCGUAUGGCCAGACUGUUGAGGGGAUUGCCUUUCUGUCCCUCAACUUACAUCCUGCCACAUGAGUGGCCGCUAUUGGCUUCAGAGUGCAGUGGAAUGAAAGAGGCACUUUGGAUCUCGAAGCCUUGCCAGCUCGGGGAAGGGCGACACAUUCAGAUCUGGAAGAGCGCUGACCUGGCGCACAUGUGGCAGAGCAAGGGGGAAGCCUUCUUGGGCUCCUGUGUCGUCUCACGCUACAUUCCGAAUCCGUUGCUGGUGGAGGGCCGAAAAGCUGAUAUUAGAGUCUACGCAAUGGUGAAGAGUUUGCACCCACUUGAGGCGUUUGUCUUCCGGGAAGGCCUUGUGCGAAUUUGCGGCGUGACAUACGACAGGAACGCUUUCGAGGACCUGAGUGCGCACGUAAGCAACAAUGCCGUGCAGACGAAGGCCAGUCGGCAUGCGAGCGGUCGAAACUUGACUUUGCAGCAGCUGUGGGACUCGCUUGGCCCUGAACAUCAUCGAGAGACUCUGUGGAAGCGUUACAGCCUUCUGGCCUUCGACCUUCUCAUCGACGAUUUGGGCGGCGUAUGGAUCCUCGAGGUGAACUCGAAGCCAGCCCUUCAUGCGCAGAGCCAGUCCCUCAAGGCGAUCUUUCCGGUCCACUUCGCGGUCAAAGCAAACCUAUUGGCUGACCUGUUCUGCAUGGUGGGACUUCCCUCCAAGCACGGCCAGACCCCUUCGAAUGCGGCGUCUGGAGGGGAAACGCUGGGCUUCGAGAGGUUGGAGUUUGUGGCUGCAGAUCCGGCCAUUGUUCUCUGGUUGGCCGCGAACUGGCACGGUUUCUGCCGAUACAUGGAGGAUUCGGCGAUUGCGACGGCGGCUUCGGCUUGUUUGUCCUGUGGACUUGUGGAUCCUUCUAGCUACGACUACCUGGCUCAGCCAGUUCCCACCUCGAUCCACAAGAACAGCCUCAACAAGGUCGAAGAGCAGAAGAAGAAAAAGCUGCAGGAAGAGAAGGCGAAGGUGCUCGCCAAGUACGACGAAGCUGAUCAUUUCAAUCUGGAAACAGCGAGUCGUCGUGACCACGAAGCUGCUUUCGACGACCUGAAGAAUCAGGUGGAAAGUGAGCGCAUGGCGGAAUGCACGUUCUUCCCAAAAACAGAGAAGAAAGCCGUCGCCAUUGCCGACAAUGCCACGGUCAGGCACAACGUGGCGUCUGUGCUUCGAGAGGAUGCCUUGGUCAAGCAGAAGCAGGCCAAGGAGUACCAGGCCCUCAAGCGCUAUGAGGAGGACUUGCAUGAUGCCUCGCAGUUCCACACCUGGCAAGAGAAAAUGAAGGAGAAGGAUCACAACGAAGAAGAGAUGCGUGUGCGCCAGCGCAUCGUGGAGAUGCAGCUCUCGCGCGAGGUUGCCAUGGAAGCCUUCGAUUCUGCAGUCCGCAAGAAGCAUAUCCUGGCGGAACACCAGCGGGAGGAGUUGCAGGUGGAGCUCGAUAUGCAGGAGCGCAUGCGAGAGCACGAGAUGGGCGAGAAAAAGCAGCUGGUCGAGGAGACUAAGGAGGACCGUGACAGAGCCCGGCUGGCAGAGCAGGAGGCGCUAAAGGAGAGGCUGCAGAAGGCCGACCACAUGCGCAAGGAACGCGAGGUUGACAUGGAGAGAAAGAAAAAGGAGGAGGAACAGGAGAUGGACAGAAAAAAGGAUCUGAUUCGUCAGAUUCGCGCGCUGGAGAAGGUGCCAGUGGAAAAGUUUAAGACUUUCGAUCCAGCGGAGCCGCCCUGUCAGGGCUUGCUGGAAGAGAUGUCCUUGGCCGAGCUACGGGAGAGACUGAGAAUCGUCGAAGCUCAACGUGAGAAGGAGCUGGACGCAAAGCGCGAAAGGCAACUUGCGAGGAAGCAUGAGAAGCAAGAGGAGCUGACCGAAAAGGCUGAGAUGUUAGCCAGAGUUCGUGAGCGUGCACGAGACGAGCAGCAGCAGAGGCACGAGCAAGUUCGACAGCAAAAGAUUCUCGAGGAGGAGCAAAAGCAGAGACAUCGAGAAAAGUGCAUUGUAGACGUGGCAGCAAAGCUGCAGCUAAAGAAGCGGCAGAAGAAGGAAGAGGAGCAGCGACUAAAGCUUGAGCUAAAGGAGAUUGCUACAAAGAGGCAAUUUCUGGCUGCUAACGCGGAGAUGGUGGAGGCCAAGGCACAGGGCGAGCAGCAGGCAGGCCUGGAUCGUGAAGCACAGAAGCGGCAGAAGACGAUUCUCAUCGAGCAGCGGAAGCAGCAUCAGAUCAAGAUUUCUGAGGUUCAGCGGCGCCGGGACAAUCAGGACAGAGACAUCCAAGAGUACAAAACAAUGCAGCAGACGGUGACUGCGAGAAUGGACCGUGUCAAGGCUGCGGACCUGGCCCUGAAGGAGGAAAUUCGCCAGUCGGUCCAAUCGGCACGAAACAUCCAACGAACCAAAGCUCAGCGCAAUGUCACCGAGUUCGGCCACAGCAGCAAUGCAUACAUGAGCAGGAUUCAGAGUCGCAUGGCUACCUCCUGCUAG
Molecule: messenger RNA, 3666 nt
Organism: Symbiodinium sp. CCMP2592
Lineage: Eukaryota; Dinophyceae; Suessiales; Symbiodiniaceae
Source: the annotation of a GenBank genome assembly